Molecule: messenger RNA, 4020 nt
Organism: Halichondria panicea
Lineage: Eukaryota; Metazoa; Porifera; Demospongiae; Suberitida; Halichondriidae
Product: coatomer subunit alpha-like
Exons: 37
Coding region: 115-3807 (1230 amino acids)
Biological process (GO): intra-Golgi vesicle-mediated transport; retrograde vesicle-mediated transport, Golgi to endoplasmic reticulum; intracellular protein transport
Cellular component (GO): COPI vesicle coat
Molecular function (GO): structural molecule activity; protein binding
Source: RefSeq, a predicted model, not a curated record
GUAGUGUUUAUGAAAUGUAUGACGUAAUAGUCACGAUUGAUGCCACGUGGCACAUCCUAAAAUAAUAGCCAACUACUAUACUUCUCUGUUUCUACUGGUUUCUAGCUGGGCGAGAUGCUCACCAAGUUCGAAACAAAGUCUCACAGAGUCAAAGGUCUUGUCUUUCACGGGACACGCCCCUGGAUUCUCACCAGUCUCCACAAUGGGGUCAUUCAACUGUGGGACUAUCGCAUGUGUACACUCAUUGAUCGCUACGAUGAGCAUGAUGGUCCUGUACGAGGUAUUGAUUUCCAUAGCAACCAGCCGCUGUUUGUGUCAGGAGGAGAUGACUACAAAAUCAAAGUGUGGAACUACAAGCAGAAGCGAUGUCUGUUCACGUUGCUAGGGCACUUGGACUACAUACGAACCACCUUCUUUCACAAGGAGUAUCCGUGGGUUGUGAGCUGCUCUGAUGAUCAAACCAUUCGUAUCUGGAACUGGCAGUCGCGGACAUGCAUCAGUGUUCUGACAGGCCACAACCACUACGUUAUGUGUGCCCAGUUCCACCCAACAGAGGACUUAGUCGCAUCAGCCAGCCUCGAUCAAACUGUCCGAGUGUGGGAUAUAUCUGGACUCAGGAAGAAGACAGUGGCUCCAGGUAGCAGCGGCCCUGUAGAUACAUUCCGGAAUCCUGGUUCUGGAACGGAACUGUUUGGAACAUCUGAUGUCAUUGUCAAACAUGUGUUGGAGGGCCAUGACCGUGGUGUUAACUGGGUGUCCUUCCACUCCUCACUGCCUCUCAUUAUAUCAGCUGCUGACGACCGUCAGAUCAAGAUGUGGAGGAUGAAUGAUGCCAAAGCUUGGGAGGUGGACACGUGCAGGGGCCAUUACAACAAUGUCUGCAGCACCCUCUUCCAUCCUCGACAAGACCUUAUACUCAGUGUGUCAGAGGACCGCAGCAUUCGAGUCUGGGAUAUGUCCAAGAGAUCUUGUAUUCAGACAUUUCGUCGUGAGUCUGAUCGCUUCUGGGUAAUAGCUGCUCAUCCAACACUCAACGUUUUUGCCGCUGGUCAUGACAACGGCAUGUUGGUGUUUAAACUUGAGAGGGAGAGACCAGCUUACACUGUGCACCAGAACAUCCUCUACUAUGUCAAGGAUCGAUUUCUGCGUCGCUAUGAGAUUGGUACCUCUAAGGACGCCCCUGUCAUGGCCAUACGUAGGAGUGGAGCCCCCCAGUUCCGGUCCUCUCCCCACAUCCUGUCCUACAACCCGGCGGAGAGUGCUGUCCUCGUCUGCUCAAACACCACCAACGCUGAGAACGCUUACUACGAGAUCUUCCCUGUGCCCAGGAACACUGACCCCUCCAAUCCAGAGUUCACUGAGGGUAAGAGGUCACCAGGGCUGACUGCAGUAUGGUUGGCCAGAAACAGAUUUGCCAUUCUUGACAAGAGCCAUCAGCUGGUUAUCAAGAACCUUCGUAACGAGGUGACCAAGAAGGUCCAGUGUCCACCAUGUGACAGAAUCUUCUACGCUGGGACAGGCCACCUCCUCCUCAAGGACGCUGAGUCUGUCACUCUCUUUGAUGUGCAGCAGAGAAGGUCUCUGAACACUGUGAAGAUAUCCAAGGUCAAAUACGUCGUCUGGUCAGAUGACAUGUCACAUGUUGCACUCCUCGGCAGAAACACCCUGGCGGUGUGCAAUCGUAAACUGGUGGCCCAGUGCACUGUGAACGAGAACAUGAGAGUCAAGAGUGCCGGCUGGGACGAGAACGGAGUCCUCAUUUACACUACUAGUAACCACAUCAAAUACGCCCUCAGCAACGGUGACCAUGGUAUCAUUCGUACCCUGGACCUACCUAUCUACAUCACGGCAGUCAAGGGGAGCAAGGUGUACUGUCUGGACAGAGAGUGCAAGACCAGGGUGCUCUCCAUUGACCCCACUGAGUACAAGUUCAAACUUGCCCUCAUUAAUAGGAAAUACGAUGAGGUGUUGCACAUGGUGCGUACAGCCAAGUUGGUCGGUCAGUCCAUUAUCGCCUACCUACAACAGAAAGGCUAUCCCGAGGUGGCCCUCCACUUUGUCAAGGAUGAGAGGACACGAUUUUCUCUGGCUCUUGAGUGUGGGAACAUUGAGAUUGCUCUGGAGGCUGCCAAGACCCUCGAUGACAAGGUGUGCUGGGACAGACUGGCCUCGGCCGCACUCGCUCAGGGAAACCAUCAGGUGGUUGAAAUGGCGUACCAACGUACCAAGAACUUCGAUCGUCUCUCCUUUCUGUACGUCAUCACUGGGAACAUGGAUAAACUCAGGAAAAUGACUAAAAUUGCUGAGAUCCGCAAAGACGUGAGCAGUCAGUACCAGAACGCACUCUUUACUGGGGACGUCAAGGAAAGGGUCAAAGUACUCCGUGCUGUGGGUCAAGAGUCACUUGCCUAUCUGACAGCUGCCACUCACGGACUCACUGAAGAGAGCGAGGCUCUGGCAGAAUCUCUCAACUCUCAUCUCGACAAGCUCCCCGAGGUCCACCCCAGUGCCAAGCUACUCCGCCCCAUCCCGCCCAUCAGUCAGACAGAGUCCAACUGGCCACUCCUCAACGUGUCAAAGGGAUUCUUUGAAGGAAUGACUGGAAAAGGUCCUAGUGGUGCUGGUGUCAUGGCAACCAUUGACCCAUUGGAUCAGCCCGAGGAUGGUGGAUGGGGAGACGAUGAUGAACUGAUUAUCAAUGAAGAUGGAGAGAUAGUGACGGAUGUGGGUGGUGAGGACAUGAUGGAGGGAGAGGAGGGAGGAGGUUGGGACGUUGAUGACGACGAACUGGAACUACCACCCGACCUCGAACCAGACCUUGGUGCCGGUGGUAUAGGAGACGAGGGCUACUACGUCCCACCCACUAAGGGCACUAGUCCUGCCCAGGUGUGGGUCAAUAACUCCCAGUUGCCCGGGGAUCAUGUGAGGGCCGGGUCAUACGAGACGGCCAUGAGGUUGCUGAAUGACCAGCUUGCAGUGGUGAACUUUGAACCCUUCAAAGCGCUCUUCAUGAGUGCAUACAGUCAGAGUCGUACGGCCAUCACGGGAAUUCCCCUAAACCCUCCACUAUACGGCUUCCCUCACAGGAACUGGCAAGAGGCGGGUGCGAGGGGUGGUCUACCUGCUGUGGCUCUCACACUCGAGCAGCUGGUGCGACGACUCCAGGGUGCUUAUCAGUCAACCACGUCAGGUAAAUUCUCCGAGGGUGUGGACAAGUUUCGCUCCAUUCUAUUGAGUGUGCCACUGCUGGCCCUGGACUCUAAGAGCGAGAUUACCGAGGCUCAGCAGCUGCUGAAAAUCUGCCGUGAGUACAUCCUGGGGCUCUCCAUGGAGAUACAGCGCAAGGAACUACCUAAGAGAAACCUUGAACAGCAGAAGAGGCUUUGUGAGAUGGCAGCCUACUUCACCCACAGUGCUCUGCAGCCAGUCCACCUCGUCCUUACACUACGCACUGCUCUCAACCUCUUCUAUAAGAUGAAGAACUUCAAGACAGCUGCCUCAUUCGCCCGUAGGCUAUUGGAACUGGGCCCAAAACAAGACGUGGCUGUCCAGACUCGUAAGAUCCUCCAGGCGUGUGAUAAGAACCCGACCGAUGCACACAAGCUUCUCUAUGACCAGCACAACCCGUUCUCAGUUUGUGGGGCCACCUACAAACCAAUAUACAGGGGAAAACCGCAAGAGAAGUGUCCUUUCUGUGAGGCGUGCUACAUGCCGGAGAGCAAGGGGGCGGUGUGUAACGUGUGCCAGGUGUCGGAGGUGGGUAGAGAGAGCAUUGGCCUACGUGUCAGCCCCCUGCAGUUCCGCUAGACCCCCCAUAUAGAGGCUAAUUGAACAGAACUACAUGUUGAACUUAUCAUUUAUAGUAGAAAGUACAUUUUUGCUUACGAUCAAACUGAAUUAUACAUACUGUGCUUUAGUGCCUUUCGUCUUAAUUUACACUUGAAAUUAUUACCAUUAAUUUAUAUGCUUUGUGCUCAGAUUUUGAAAUUCUAUUAUGGUACAAUUUAUUGCAUUCCUGAA